AUGGAUGUUGGCGGUGUGGCAAUGGGAGGAGCUGCGACGGGUGACUUUGCGACAGGAGGUGUUGCGACUGGAGGUUUUGCAACGGGUGGCGUUGCGAUUGGCGGCAUUGUAACUGGUGGCUUUGCAACGGGCGGUGUUGCGACUGGCGGCUUUGCCAUGGGUGGAGUUGCCAUAGGAGGCUUUGCGACAGGAGGUGUUGCGACGGGAGAUAUUUCAGUGGGACACUUAAAGCCAGGUGGUGGUUUUUUUCCACAACCAAGGAGAACCUCAAGAGCUAUGGGGAAAACGAGGUCGAUGUUGAGAAGUUUAGCUUUAAUAGUGGUACAUAGACAAACAGCCGCGUCUAGAACGUCAACGCACGAGCCAAGUUUCAACGUGUCAAUUGGGCAAGUCUUCGGCUUAGGCAUAGAUGUGGGCGGCGUUGCGACAGGUGGCAUUGCAAUAGGUGGAGUUGCAAGAGGUGGUUUUGCGACAGGAGGACUUGCGGCUGGCGGCUUUGCGAUAGGUGGAUUUGCUAUCGGUGGUGUUGAGAUAGGGGGAGUUGCAACAGGAGGAGUGGCGACAGGUGGCGUUGCGACUGGCGGCUUCGCGAUAGGUGGAGUUGCAACAGGUGGUUUUGCGAUAGGCGGUGUUGCAAUUGGUGGUUUUGCGACAGGCGGAGAAGCAACAGGCGGUGUAGCGACGGGUGGUUUUGCAACUGGAGGAGUUGCGAUUGGCGGUGUUGCAACUGGAGGAGUUGUGAUUGGCGGUGUCGCUACAGGUGGGAUUGAAGUAGGAGGAGUUGCGGUAGGUGGCUUUGCAAUAGGUGGUGUUGCGAUGGGUGGCUUUGCGAUAGGAGGAGUUGCAACCGGUGGGGUUGCUAUGGGUGGCUUUGCAAUAGGUGGUGUUGCGAUGGGUGGCUUUGCGAUAGGAGGAGUUGCAACCGGUGGGGUUGCUAUGGGUGGCUUUGCAAUAGGCGGGGUUGCAACGGGCGGCGUUGCAACAGGCGGCUUAGCGAUAGGUGGAGUUGCUACUGGUGGCAUUAUGGUGGGCGGUGUUGCAACUGGUGGUGUUGCAACCGGUGGCUUUGAAACAGGCGGAGUUGCAAUAGGUGGUGUUGCAACAGGUGGCUUUGCAAUAGGCGGGGUUGCAACGGGCGGCGUUGCAACAGGCGGCUUAGCGAUAGGUGGAGUUGCUACUGGUGGCAUUGUGGUGGGUGGUGUUGCAACUGGUGGUGUUGCAACCGGUGGCUUUGAAACAGGCGGAGUUGCAAUAGGUGGUGUUGCAACAGGUGGCUUUGCAAUAGGCGGGGUUGCAACGGGCGGCGUUACAACAGGCGGCUUAGCGAUAGGUGGAGUUGCUACUGGUGGCAUUGCGGUGGGAGGUGUUGCAACCGGUGGUGUUGCAACAGGUGGCUUUGAAACAGGCGGAGUUGCAAUAGGUGGUAUUGCAAUAGGCGGUGUUGCAAUAGGAGGAGUUGCAAUAGGUGGUGUUACAACUGGUGGCUUCGCUAUUGGUGGCGUUGCAAUUGGUGGGGUUGCUACGGGCGGCUUAGCGAUAGGUGGAGUUGCUACUGGUGGUGUUGCGGUAGGCGGUGUUGCAACUGGUGGUUUUGCAAUAGGUGGAGUUGCAACAGGCGGUGUAGUGACAGGUGGCUUUGUGAUAGGAGGAGUUGCAAUAGGAGGAGUUGCUACAGGUGGAGUUGCAACUGGCGGUUUUGUAGUGGGAGGAGUUGCGACAGGCGGCUUUGCGAUUGGCGGAGUUGCUGUGGGAGGUACCGCAAUGGGUGGUGUUAUUUUGUUUGAGAAAACGUUGCAAUCAGUUGGUCCAAUUACUCUAGAAGAAGUUAAAGGCUUAACUUCUAAGCGUAAAAUUAUCGAAGAAUCAGUAAACAAAACCAGCAAAGUCACUGAUGCAACUACAAUAGGACUAACUUCUGCUUGUGAACAGCUAAAUAGAGGAGACUCAAACAAGAGCAAAGGGGAGGAGUUAGUUCCGGAAGCUUCCUUGGAGGCAGACAAAGUUUUAAUGAAGGAAGAAGCUCAUGAGAGAGAUGAUGGAAAACUCCAGAUGCUUCUCGGUAAACUGUUACCGAUUUCUUAG
This is a messenger RNA of Arabidopsis lyrata subsp. lyrata, 2082 nucleotides long. RefSeq names its product shematrin-like protein 2. The record is from RefSeq and is a predicted model, not a curated record. Lineage: Eukaryota; Viridiplantae; Streptophyta; Magnoliopsida; Brassicales; Brassicaceae. Bases 1 to 2082 code for a protein of 693 amino acids. The transcript has 4 exons.